AGACCUUGUGCUCGGUGGGGGGCGGGGGGGGCAGGGGCGGUCUCUGGGAAAAUGGCUGCCAACAGGAACGUGGUGGGGUGUGGGUGUUGUGUCUGUAUCUCACCUUGACUGAACUCACUGAGUUAACUAACCGUUUCCCCAUCCCUCCCCAAAGUCAUGGACAUCACGGACUUAAUCGGAGGUCGAAACGACGAUGAGGAGAAGCAGCACUUUAUUCCAGUCCAGCCGAUCGCCAUGGAGACGUACGUCCGGCAGCGCCAGCUCAUCAUGUCGCCCCUACUGACGUCCCGCAUCAUUGGCGAGAACGAAGCGCUCACCUCUGUCUUCAACAAGGUCAUCGCUGCCAAGGAGGUCAACCACAAGGGUCAAGGACUGUGGGUCUCGAUGAAGCUCCUCGCGGGGGACACCCAGCAAGUCCAGAAAAACUUCCCACACCUGGUGGACAGGUCCAUCGCUGUGGCUCGGAAGAUGGGGUUCCCGGAGAUCAUCCUGCCUGGUAAAGUGGGGGCCCGU
This is a messenger RNA of Chiloscyllium plagiosum (whitespotted bambooshark), 513 nucleotides long. NCBI's taxonomy places the organism in Eukaryota, Metazoa, Chordata, Chondrichthyes, Orectolobiformes, Hemiscylliidae. The record is from RefSeq and is a predicted model, not a curated record.